GGACCGCAGGUUGUCAUGACAUCACCGUGGGGCUGGCUAUAAAGCGGUGAGGACUGAUGCUGAGACUUAGAAGAGCAGCUGAGGAGUCUUGGAGUGAAGGACGCACUCAAUCCCAUGUGUAACAGCUGACUGGCUGAAGCUGCAGUCCAUCUUUCUGAGGCGCGGAGGAAUCCCUAGAAGAGUGCGAGACUUGACAAUAUGAACUUGUCCUACGUGGUUGCUUGUGGACUUUUGGUCACCCUGCUUUCAGAAAGGAUGGGAGCAAAGCCUUUAACUCAAGCGCAGCAGAAGUCGCUCAGAAGUUUGCUGGGUGAGGAGCUGGCGGAGUUUCUGGAGUCGGAGGAGAGGGAGAGGCGGGUGGACGCCGUGCGCUCUCGGAUGCGGUUACUGCGGGAUUUACGCAUGGAUACCCGGGCCAGGGGGAUGUGGGCUCGUUUCCUCAACGACCAGUCCGCCACCAGGAGGCACAAGUCGGGAAGCAAGAAAGGGGGCUCCUCGUCGCGGAGUGGCUGCUUCGGACACAAGAUGGACAGGAUAGGAACCAUCAGCGGGAUGGGCUGCUAAAGGCUGGGGGCGACGCAGUGAUGAUUGCUGGACGAUGGGUUUGGACAACACAAGCUGAAUGUAUUGUCCCCUGAGGAAAAAGUGAAAACGAAUUUUGGUACAAAGGUGACCACGACCAGCAUUAACAAAAGACUGAGAUGCUACAAAAUCCUCAUAAAUAUACAUAGUAAUUAUGCAGGUGAUACAUAUAUACCACGCAGAACGGUCUACAGAAAGAAGCCGAUGCAUUCUACAACAUCGUGGACUAUGGAGUAAAAAAACAACAAAAAAAAAAAAAACGACAAACCGCAAAGCUGUACAUUGAUGCUGCUGCUGUACACUCAAGUACAUCAUCUUCCCCUGCAUAAAUGUAUUUAUGUUUAAAAAAUAUUUAUAUGUUUAUAAAAAGAGAUAUUUAUAAAAAUGACUUUUAUUUAUGUAACAUUUUGAAAAUGGAUGCAGACUGCAGAUGGAUUCUGUUAUCUUUUUUUUAUUUUUUUGUCUUACACAGAUGUGUUUAAAAAAUGAUAUAAAGAACCUCUAUGUGCACUUACAUGCCAUGUCCUGGGGGUCUGUGUUUCAUUGAAGUUGAUCAAUUUAAGUCACUGAACAUUUUCUGGACAUGUUGGGUGAAUUU
Molecule: messenger RNA, 1180 nt
Organism: Austrofundulus limnaeus
Lineage: Eukaryota; Metazoa; Chordata; Actinopteri; Cyprinodontiformes; Rivulidae
Gene: nppc
Product: natriuretic peptide C
Exons: 3
Coding region: 199-564 (121 amino acids)
Biological process (GO): receptor guanylyl cyclase signaling pathway; cGMP biosynthetic process
Cellular component (GO): extracellular region
Molecular function (GO): hormone activity
Source: RefSeq, a predicted model, not a curated record